UGCCAACAAUUCUUCUCGAAAGAAAAAUCUUUUCUUUUUUGUUGGUAAUUUCGACAUUCUUUUUCCUCAUAAUAAUUUCACAAAUUUUUAAGAAGCUCAAGAAGAAGAAGGAAUUAAAUAUUCGUGGCAUUUCUCAUACUCUAUCAGCUGUUCACACAUAACAAAGAAACGUGAAGAAGAAUUUGAUUAGCAACAAUUUGGAGUUGAAACCUUUAAAGAAAGCUUUAUUCUUGUUGGAAAAUCUACAUUGAUAUGCCACGCAAGCGUCAUACUGCAAAGAAACUUCCUUGAAAUUCCAACGCUUUGAUAAGCAAGAAAAAAAAACUAAAACCAAUUAAUAGAAAGUCUUUCAAUCACUUAACAGAAUUAAAGACCGUAGAUUGAUUUAAUAAUUAAAAAUAAUAAUAACAAUAAUAAUACACAUGACACAAUUUGAUAAAUUAUUAAAAUUGCAUCAAAACAACAACGACAAGUUCAGCAGUCUAAUGCCAACGCCAAUUUCAUCGGGUGACAAAAGCGAGAAUCAAAUAGUCAGUGUAUAAAAAAAAGGAGAAGAUUCAAAGAGUUUUGUGAAGCGGGACGGAAAGUUGAAAAAAGUGUUUAACACAAAAAUGUAACUGAUUAAAUCCAGAUCGAUACGUUAUUCUGAAAAAAUAACUAUCGAUAAUAUAAGAAAAGGAGGAGAAAGAAUCAAUUUCUCUCAAAAUUUUGUUUGAUUGACGAAAGAACUCAAAUAGCUUGAUUAAUUUAUAAGUGAUAAAAGUGAUAACGCUCAUUAAGGAAAGAACGUCGACAAAUUAAUUUCCAUUUACCUUCUUUUUUUUUGUUAUUCUCUACGAGAAUCGACCAAACACAAAAAAAAAACCAAGAAGAAUUUAAAAAUUUGAAUGAUAAGAUAAGGAAAUUAACUUUAGGAACAAAACGAAUCAAACAAUUUUUUUUUUUGUUAAUUUUAAUUUCAUCGAUAAGUUUUAAGUUAAUUAACUAGUAUAAAACACCCAUCCUCAAAGCAAACACAUAUAACAAUUAGUUUACCAAUCACUCACGAAAGUUGUAAAUCUGCAAGCAUGACAAACAUUCAUAUGAUUAAUGAGCUUAAUAACAAUUCAAUUUUUGCCGGAAAUGGCAAGAAGAAAGUCCAAUUGCCUGACUCUGUAGUCGAUAAUCGAAAAGAUAUUGGAAGAAUUCCAGGCUUGUACAAGAAUGAUGACAAUAUUUUCACGAUUUAUGGAAAUUCUGGUGAUGAUGAUAAAUUAUCAGUUUUACCGGCAUCAACAACUGGCUCGUUAAGCUCAAUUACAACGACUUCUUUAGUUUCAGAAAAGGAUCUCGCAGGUGGUGGAAGUAGUGAUGGAGGAGCGAGUGAACGAGGUGAUGAUAAAGGGGAGAAGCAGUUAAUUGGAAUUCAGCAUGAAAAGUGGUGGCAAACCACGAUUCAAGUGUCUAUUCCAUUCUUUAUUGCUGGAAUCGGAACCAUCGGAGCAGGUAUCAUUCUAGGAAGAGUUGAGCACUGGGAAGUUUUUCGUCAUAUUCCGCAACUAUUUAUUCUUGUUCCUGCAUUAUUGGGUUUAAAAGGAAAUUUGGACAUGACACUAGCAUCUCGACUAUCAACACAGGCUAAUUUGGGAAAUAUGUCAUCAGGAAAGGAAAUCGUACAUAUGGUCGUGGGAAAUAUUGCUCUGGUACAAGUUCAGGCGACUGUGGCUGCAUUUAUAGUUUCUAUAUUUUCAAUGGGUGUUGGAACGGCAACAAAUGGUGGACAUUUUGAUUUUGAUCAUGCACUUCUUCUAACGUCAUCUGCAAUGUUUACAGCGACAUCGUCUUGUUUUGUCUUAGAUUUUGUUUUAGUAGCUGUGAUUUUACUAUCAAAUAAAUAUAAAGUGAAUCCUGAUAAUAUGGCAACUCCACUAGCUGCGUCGAUUGGAGAUCUCGUUUCUAUCGCGAUGCUCAGUUUUAUCACAUCAAUUCUUUUUGCUAAUUUGGACACAGCAUUAUGGAUAACUUAUAUCGUGAUUGGUUGCUAUUUCCUAUUGUUACCUUUCUGGAUAAUGUUAGUAUUACGUAAUCGAUAUACACGACCAGUAUUAAAAAAUGGAUGGGUUCCUGUUUUAUCAGCAUUGUUCAUCAGCGGAAUGGGUGGACUAGUGUUGGAGCAAGCAGUCGACAACUUCAGUGGAUUUGUUGUGUUCCAGCCAAUCAUCAAUGGAAUUGGUGGUAAUUUGGUAUCUGUACAAGCGAGUAAAAUAUCAACGAUGCUUCAUCAAAGCUCACUUCUUGGAAUCGUUCCUCCACAUACAAAAAUUUUCGAAAUGCCUUGGCGAGCAUUGUUCCAUGGAACUCCAUAUUCAAAGACAGCCCGCAUUCUCAUUUUAAUGUCAAUUCCGGGUCAGGUGCUGUUCAUAUUUAUAGCCGAUUAUAUUCACAUGUCUUCGUCUACAAUUGGUGUCCCGUUUGUACUCUCAUAUUCAACAGUUAGCUUAAUUCAGAUAAUGUUACUUCUCUUUAUUGCACACGUUAUGAUACAUGCAAUGUGGAGGUUUAAGAUUGAUCCUGACAGUUCGUCAAUCCCGUAUUUAACGGCACUCGGCGAUCUGUUUGGCUCCAGUCUUUUGCUGCUUGCAUUUAUGUUCUUACGACAUAUUGGGCACGAGUAUGAAGAAAGACCUGCUCCAAUGUUGGAUGAUUUCCUGUCAACAAUUAAUCCUUUUACUGAUUCUUCAAUCUAAAUUCUAAGUUCCUUUAAACAUUUAAAUUACCUUUCUUUCCUGCUUAAUCGUUGAAAGAAGAUUGGUCAUGCUACAAUGUCUUUCCAUUAAUUAUUUUUUUUUUUCAAAUUUUUGAAAACCGUUACGUAUUUUAAAAUUCAAAAAGGUGUUGAUCGAGAUUUUAUGUUAUUGGAAACUUAUAUCUUCGGAAAUUGACGAAAUUUCGACCUUUUGAACCACAUUUAAGUUGAUACUCAACUGAGAUAUUUUCAAUGAAAAUGCCUUUUUUGUUCAAGAACAAGUUUUAAUAUUCAAAUAAAAAGUACCAAGAUUUUAUUAAAGUCCCUACAAAAUGGAAAGACAUUAGUUCCGAUUGUAUUGCUGACGUAAUUAAUCAAGUUAAUUGUAGAUAAUAUAUUAUGAAAACUUACUAUUGAGAGCAUUUAGACGCCGAAAACCCAAACAAAACAGAAAUAUCGAAGCAAUUUUAUGCAUAAACAACUAUCAAUGAUGACGGAAUAUGUGUCCUUAGCGAGAAAAAAAGUUACUUGUAUGUAAAUUGAUUGAUUGAAAAGUUUACAGAUUUUUAUUUUUCAUUUUCUUGAACUUCUUGUCUUCUGUCCUCUCAAAAAUUGAUGAUGAAUGCUACCUAUGCAGUAUAAAAUGUUCUGCUCGGGCUACUUAACUUGGCAUUCGUCUGUUUAGUACACAAUUAAAAGGCCAAAGUUCUAAUAAGUGAAUUAAGAACACUUGUUUUUUAUAAAUGAUAUUAAAUAUUUUAAGAGAACAUUUAUGUUUCAUGUCUCCUUGUUCUCUUCCCUUUAGCAUUAUUAAGGAUGUAUUUUUUUCUUUGACUUUUCUUUUAUCACACGUGGUCAGUCAGCGUAUCCAGAAAUUCUUCAUUUAUAACGGUUUUUGAGAAUUCAAAUCUUCGUUUAAAAUUCAAAUUUAAAAAGUUCGUUAAAAUUCAACUUUGAAAAACAAAACGCUCCUAAUUGGAUAUGCCCUGGCUUAAUCUGUGUUUGUAACGCAAUAUCCAGUGAUUUAUAUUUUAAGUUAGCCUCUUGAAACCUUGAAAAGGAAAGAAUUUGUAUAAAAAAUAAUGUACUAUUGAUAAUUUUUGAGAAAAAAAGUGCCGAGAAUAUUUGACUUUAGUUUGUACAACUUACUUUUCAUUUAAUUAUAAUUUAUGAGAAUUGGA
Molecule: messenger RNA, 3906 nt
Organism: Chironomus riparius
Lineage: Eukaryota; Metazoa; Arthropoda; Insecta; Diptera; Chironomidae
Source: the annotation of a GenBank genome assembly